Molecule: messenger RNA, 1350 nt
Organism: Morchella sextelata
Lineage: Eukaryota; Fungi; Ascomycota; Pezizomycetes; Pezizales; Morchellaceae
Exons: 6
Coding region: 1-1350 (449 amino acids)
Source: RefSeq, a predicted model, not a curated record
AUGAGCAGAACAGCGUGCAUAGCAGAGCGGUAUUCGAAAAAGAGCAGAUUUACUGGCACUGAAGUUAAGUCCUUGCUCGGCAUUACGCCGGCCCAAUGGUGGCAUGUGUUGGAAGUUGUGCACAACUAUUUUGUCAAAAACGUGAUUGCCAGCAGAAAUAUCGCAACAGAGGAGCAAUGGGGUGAGACCCCGGAGCAAGAUUGCACCUUACAAGGGGCCUUGAUCCAAGUCUUUGUGAACAGUACACUCUAUAAUCUUGCCAAAUAUAAGUCUGCUGAGGAUAGAGAUAAGUUCUCUGGGGUACUCAAAGAGAAGGAGCAUGCGGCGAAGUCAGAGAAGGCGAAAGCAGCAAAGAAGAAUGAGACCAAGGGGAAGGCAACCGAGACAAAAGGCAAGGGUAAGCAAUGCGAGAUGGCGCCAACUCGCAAUUCAACAAAGAGGAGCAAGCAGGCUCAGGCGUCUCUGCCCGAUGAGGAGGACAAGGUCUACCCUGAAAUUGACAAAUUUGCCUCGUCGGAAGACGAAGCGGAGACGCCGAGGGACAAGGCAGACAUCGGAGAUGAUACGGAUAAUGAAAAUACUUCUGAGGAAGCUGACAAGCCCUUCUCGGUGAAGACCCGCAAGGUCGAAAGGGCAACAUAUCUUACUGAUUGGCCUAUCGGCAUUUCGCAUUGUUUCCCCUCCAGAUACCUCUUUGAGCGACUCGGAGGGGCGAAGUUGGAACUACGCCGGAAGCCUUGGAAAAUGCACAAUCAGUUGCGGAUUGAGUGGAGAGUGUCGGGCAUCAAGGCUGAGAAGAUAGGAACAUGUUGGGGGAAACCGACGAAGAGGGAGAGAAGUGAGAUUGUGGAGGUGAGUGACGAUGACGAUAAGGAUGCUGAUGAGGAUGCUGACAACGACAUCGACGACGAUGCUGAUGACGACAACGAAGGCGAGAGUGAAGAAGAAGAGGAGAAGGGUGAGGAAGAAGAGGAAGCAGUAGAGGAGGGAGAUGCCCCAAGGAGAAAGAAGACAAACACACUCAGACCCAAGAUGCCGGUCAAGACCCACCACUUGUUCGAUAAGCCUGCUGAGAGUCUGCCUUAUGAGUCUGAGCUGGAGGAAGAGAAAGGGGACUUAAUGUCAGAGUACAAAGGCCGAGUUACUGGUUCGCAAGCUGACAGCGCUGCGGAGUCUGAAAGAACUGCGCAAGAAGAGAUGCCCAGUAGAGAGCCUGUCGGGAAAGGUAGUUACGUUAAUGGUAGCCCUGAUCAGGGUAUUCCUCCUGGCAGGUGUGGGGACGAGUCAAUCGAUAUAGAGGUGGGUUACCUUACCGACGCAUCGGCCAGUUCAUAUAACGUGGGUCUAUAG